Molecule: messenger RNA, 1100 nt
Organism: Lepus europaeus (European hare)
Lineage: Eukaryota; Metazoa; Chordata; Mammalia; Lagomorpha; Leporidae
Gene: CFL1
Product: cofilin 1
Exons: 4
Coding region: 110-610 (166 amino acids)
Biological process (GO): cell motility; actin filament fragmentation; actin filament severing
Cellular component (GO): actin cortical patch; cytoplasm; actin cytoskeleton
Molecular function (GO): actin filament binding
Source: RefSeq, a predicted model, not a curated record
GGAAGGGGCCGGGAGAGGCCGCGUUCAGUCGGGUCCAGGCAGCAGCUGCGGCGGCUCUCGUCUCCUCCGCCUUCUGCCCCCUUGCCAUCUUCCUCUCGCUUCCGGAAACAUGGCCUCCGGCGUGGCUGUCUCUGACGGCGUCAUCAAGGUGUUCAACGACAUGAAGGUGCGCAAGUCGUCGACGCCCGAGGAGGUGAAGAAGCGCAAGAAGGCCGUGCUGUUCUGCCUGAGCGAGGACAAGAAGAACAUCGUGCUGGAGGAGGGCAAGGAGAUCCUGGUGGGCGACGUGGGCCAGACCGUGGAGGACCCCUACGCCACCUUCGUGCAGAUGCUGCCCGACAAGGACUGCCGCUACGCCCUGUACGACGCCACCUACGAGACCAAGGAGAGCAAGAAGGAGGACCUGGUGUUCAUCUUCUGGGCCCCCGAGUGCGCGCCCCUCAAGAGCAAAAUGAUCUACGCCAGCUCCAAGGACGCCAUCAAGAAGAAGCUGACAGGAAUCAAGCAUGAAUUGCAAGCCAACUGCUACGAGGAGGUCAAGGACCGCUGCACCCUGGCGGAGAAGCUGGGGGGCAGCGCCGUCAUCUCCCUGGAGGGCAAGCCCUUGUGAGCCCCCGCCCCUGCCCGGCACACUGACAGCCCCAGACCUGCCCUUGGGGGUUGCAGGCUGCCCCCUCCCUGCCAGGCCGGAGGGGCUGGGGGGAUCCCAGCAGGGGAGGGCAAUUCCUUCGCCCCAGUUGCCAAACAGCCCCCCUCCCCCUGGACCCUCCUCCUCCUCCCAUCCCUGCCGGUUCUGGCCCCAAACUGCUUUUGAUCUUCUGAUUCCUCUUGGGUUGAAACAGACCAAGCCCCCCCCCCCCCCCCGCACCCCAGUUUGGGGGGAGUCCUGUAUUUUUUUUAACGACACCCCUACCCCCGCCUGUCCCGCUCCCUUCCCGUGCUGCCAACUUCUAACCACAGUAGUGACUGUGCUCGUCUGUAGUUCUGUGUAUAAAUGGAAUGUCGUGGAGAUGCCCCUCCCCUCCCCCGACGACCACUCACAUCCACGGAAGCAGGACCAGUAAGGGACCUUCGAUUAAAAAAAACGAAAACAACAACAA